Bacillus rossius redtenbacheri is the source of this 16083-nucleotide messenger RNA. RefSeq names its product talin-1 (gene rhea). NCBI's taxonomy places the organism in Eukaryota, Metazoa, Arthropoda, Insecta, Phasmatodea, Bacillidae. The record is from RefSeq and is a predicted model, not a curated record. Gene Ontology annotation, cellular component: cytoskeleton; ruffle; plasma membrane. Gene Ontology annotation, molecular function: structural constituent of cytoskeleton; actin filament binding; integrin binding. The transcript is spliced from 44 exons. Gene Ontology annotation, biological process: cell-cell adhesion. The coding region runs from base 141 to 8684 and encodes 2847 amino acids.
GCACGUUCGACUUCCUUUGUGCGCCGGAAGUGGAGCGCCGGCGCCGAUGACGUGUGUCGGCGCGAGGUUGUUCCGUCGUCUUCGUCGGCUUCUCAGUCACCGCGGAUGACGUCACCCCCCUCCGGCCAUCCUCUUGCCCCAUGGUCUGGCUGACGUCUCGCGGGUCAGUUGCCGCGCGGGCAGUGGCCGUCGCGUGCCCUUACUUGGCAGCGAGAUACCGAGUGGUUCUCGAGCCUCCAGGGAGGCUGUCCCGAGCGCUGCUUGGCGGGGGACGCAGCCAAUCGCCGCAUCACCACGCGCAGAGAGACUGCAGGGAAGAGGAACUGCACAAAUACGAGAUGGCAACCCUGUCACUUCGCAUCAGCAUCGUCGACAAGAAUGUGACAAAGACUAUGCAGUUUGACCCCACCACUGCAGUUUACGAUGCUUGCAAGAUCAUAAGAGACAAGAUAUCUGAGGCCAACCAAGGACAACCCAAUGAGUACGGGCUGUUCCUCGCUGAUGAGGAUGUGAAGAAAGGUGUGUGGCUGGAACCUGGACGAAGCCUGGAGUAUUACAUCCUGAGGAAUGGGGAUCUGCUGGAGUACCGGAAGAAGCUUCGCACGCUGCGAGUGAGGAUGCUGGACGGCACGGUCAAGACUCUCCUGGUGGACGACAGCCAGCCGGUGGCCAACCUAAUGGUGGUCAUCUGCACCAAGAUAGGCAUCACGAAUCACGACGAAUACGGCCUGGUCAGAGAGAACCAAGAAGACGAACUGGAGAACAAACCAAAUUUUGGCACGUUGACACUGAAGCGAAAAAAGGAAGAAAGGGAGCGAGAUGCGAAAAUGGACCAGCUGAGGAAGAAACUGCGGACAGAUGAUGGAGUGAACUGGGUGGACCCGGCCAAAACGCUUCGCGAGCAAGGCGUCGACGAGACGGAAACCGUGCUGCUGCGGAGGAAGUUCUUUUUCUCGGACCAGAACAUAGACUCACGCGAUCCCGUGCAGUUGAACCUGCUGUACGUGCAGGCGCGAGACGCCAUCGUGGACGGCACACACCCUGUCACGCUGGACAAGGCGUGCGAGUUCGCGGGCAUCCAGUGCCAGAUACAGUUCGGCGACCACAACGAGAGCAAGCAUCGGCCAGGCUUCCUCGAUUUGAAAGAAUUUUUGCCACAGUCAUAUGUAAAGGUGAAAGGAGUGGAGAAGAAAAUUUUUGCGGAGCACAAGAAGCACGUCAGCCUGUCGGAACUCGAUGCUAAAGUGUUGUACACAAAGACAGCGAGGUCUCUUACUACCUAUGGGGUCACUUUCUUUCUUGUCAAGGAGAAAAUGAAAGGCAAGAACAAGCUGGUGCCGAGGCUGCUGGGCGUGACCAAGGACUCGGUGCUGAGGCUGGACGAGAAGACGAAGGAGAUCAUGAAGACGUGGCCGCUGACCAUCGUGCGGCGGUGGGGGGCGUCGCCCAACACCUUCACGCUGGACUUCGGCGACUACUCGGACCAGUACUACUCGGUGCAGACGACGGAGGCCGAGCAGAUUGUCCAGCUCAUUGCCGGCUACAUCGACAUCAUCCUCAAGAAGAAAAAAUGUAAAGAUCAUUUUGGCAUUGAAGGCGAUGAAGGCUCAACUAUGGUAGAAGACAAUGUAUCAGCUUCAAAGGCUACAAUACUUCAGCAUGAGACCAGUAAAACAGGAAAAGUUAAUGAAGAAUCUGUAGCAAAACCAGGAGUGAUGAGAGUAACAGAUGGAGCACGGCCGUACGGCACGGGGCACAUGGGCAGCGCCCAGUUCUCGACGGUCGGCGGGCAGGUGAACAAAGGCCAUGCCCCUCCGAUGGUGCAGCAGACGAAGGUGACCAGCGUGAUGUCGGAGCCUCAGCGGGCCCUGCUGAGCACCAUCAGCGCCGGCCACGAGGUCAUCGAGACGGUGGAGGCCGAGCUGAAGACCAAGGCCCAGAUACCUGAGCUGGGAUCCGACCCGGCAUCUCUGAAAUGGAAGGAAACUAUGCUAGACACCAACAAGCAGAACGUGAGCUCCCAGAUUGCAGCAAUGAAUGCCGCAACUGCACAAGUUGUCACGUUAACUUCAGGCCCUGCGGACGAGGUGGACCACACGAUGGUGGGGGCAGCCAUCUCCACCAUCACCACCAACCUGCCGGAGAUGACGCGCAACGUCCGGAUGAUAGCCGCCCUCAUGGAGGACGACACGUCCGGGGAGAAGCUCCUGGACGCCGCCCGCAAGCUGUGCCUGGCCUUCAGCGACCUGCUCAAGGCUGCCGAGCCGGAGACCAAGGAGCCGCGGCAGAACCUGCUGAACGCGGCGAGCAGGGUGGGCGAGGCGUCCCACCAGGUGCUCACCACCAUCGGGGACGAGGACGAGUCGAGCCGCGAGCUGCAGGACGUCCUCCUGGGGCUCGCCAAGGCGGUCGCCAACACGACGGCCGCGCUCGUCCUCAGGGCCAAGAACAUCGCGGCCACCUGCGACGACCAGGCCACGCAGAACAGGGUGAUCGGCGCGGCGACCCAGUGCGCGCUCGCGACGUCCCAGCUCGUGGCGUGCGCCAAGGUGGUGGCUCCCACGCUGCACAGCCCGGCGUGCCAGCAGCAGCUCAUGGCGGCCGUGCGCGAGGUGGCCCGCGCCGUCGAGGCCCUGGUGUCCGUCUGCAACGAGAGCUGCUCCGACGACGUCCUCCUGCGGGAGCUCGGCCAGGCGGCGUCCGAGGUCACCCGGACCCUCAAUGACCUGCUCAACCACAUCAAGCAAGGCACCAGGGAGAGGGCCCGGGAGAGCAUCCAGGAGGGGGCGGUGGAGACGAUCCUGGUGGCGACGGACCGCCUGUUUGCGUCCACCGGCGACGCGGGGGAGAUGGUGCGCCAGGCCAGGGUGCUGGGCCAGGCCACCGCACAACUCAUACAGGCCAUCAAGGGGGAGGCGGAGAAGCAGCCCGACUCGGAGCUGCAGCGUCGGCUGCUCGCGGCAGCCAAGACGCUGGCAGACGCCACGGCGCGCAUGGUGGAGGCUGCGCGGCUCUGCGCCUCCAGCCCCCACGACGCCCAGAGGCAGAACCAGCUGCGGCAGGCGGUGGAGGAGCUCAGGGCCGCCACCGCGGCGGCUGCCACCCCGGCCCUGCGGGGGAAGCUCAUCUCCCGCCUGGAGAGCGCGGCGAAGCACGCCGCCAGCACGGCCACGCAGUGCAUCGCGGCUGCGCACGGCGCAGCACACCACAACACCAACGCGGCGUCCCAGGAGGAGCUGAUGUCGGACUGCAAGGCGAUGGCGGACCGCGUCCCGGCCCUGGUGGAGGGCGUGAAGGGGACCCUGUCGAGCCCGGAGAGCUCCGGCGCCCAGCUCAACCUCAUCAGCUCCUCCGAGCAGUUCCUGCAGCCCGGGCUGAGGGUGGUGCAGUCGUCGCGCGCCGUGCUGCCCACGGUGUCGGACCAGUCCUCGGCCGUGCUGCUCAGCAGCAGCUCGCAGCAGCUGAACGCGGCGCUCGGCGACCUGCGCUCGGCGGUGGGCCGGGCGCGGGAGUCGUGCGGGGGGCUGGAGCUCGACUCGGCCGCCGACCUCAUCCACAGCCUCAAAGGGGAGCUUGACGCCUUCUACCGGGCCGCGGAGAGGAGCGAGCUCCGCCCGCUGCCCGGCGAGACCGCGGAAUCCACAUCGCUGCUGCUCGGGAGCACCUCGAAGAACGUCGGCUCGGCCAUGGCCCAGCUGCUGAGCGCCGCCGCCCAGGGCAACGAGAACUACACCGGCAGCGCGGCUCGCAACACCGCGGCGUCCCUCAGGGACCUGACCAUGGCCGUGAGGGGCGUUGCCGCCACCACCACCAACCGGGAGACCCAGAGCAGGAUCAUAAACAGUGCAGACACUGUAAUGGAUCGCUCGCUCAUCUUGAUAGAAGAAGCCAGAGAAGCCUUGCGGCACCCAGAAAGAACUAACAACAGUCAGAACUUGGCUCACGUUGCUAAAGAUGUUUCUCAGGCUCUGAACAAGUGUGUUGGCUGCUUGCCUGGGCAGAAGGAUGUCGAUGAGGCCAUCACUACAAUUACAGAUGCCUCUCAGAUUUUGAAUACCGGAGACUUCCCACGCACUGACAAGUCUUACGGCCAGUUACAGCAAGAGUUGAACUCUGCCGCUGCCAACUUGAACGAUGCGUCCUCGGAGGUUGUAUCGUCAGUUCGCAGUCCAAUUCAGUUGGCAUCAUCGUCGAGGCAUUUCAGCUCUGCGUUCGGCGACCUGAUGGGAGUGAGCAUGGAGAUGGCUGGCCAGACGAAGGAUGUGGAAGUGCAAGGCCAGAUGGUCGUGUCUUUGAAGAACGUGUCCAUGGUGUCGUCGAAUCUCUUGGUGACUGCCAAGUCUGUGGCCGCGGAUCCGUCUGCGCCGAAUGCCAAGAACCAGCUAGCUGCGGCCGCCAGAGCCGUGACGGACAGCAUCAACUACCUGGUGGACGUGUGCACGUCGGCUGCCCCGGGCCAGAAGGAGUGCGACAACGCCAUACGCCAGAUCCAGUCGAUGCGGCCCAUGCUGGACAACCCCAACGAGCCGGUCAACGACUCAACGUAUUUCGAGUGCUUGGACACGGUCAUGGAGAAAUCGAAGAGCCUCGGCGACGGGAUGACGGGCAUUGCGAACCACGCCAAGAAGUCGGAGCACGAGCAAUUCGGCGGCGCGGUGAAGAACGUGUCGAGCAGCAUCUGCGGGCUGGUGGAGGCGGCGGCCCAGGCGGCCUACCUGGUGGGUGUGUCGGACCCGUCGAGCGUGGCUGGCCGCCCGGGGCUGGUGGACCAGACGCAGUUCGCCCGCGCCGCCCAGUCCAUCCAGACGGCCUGCCAGCACCUCACCAACCCCGCCACCAACCAGCAGCAGGUGCUAUCUGCAGCCACUGUGAUAGCCAAGCACACCAGUUCCCUUUGCAAUGCUUGCCGUGUUGCAUCUUCCAAAACUACCAAUCCUGUAGCCAAGAGGCAUUUCGUUCAGUCUGCAAAGGAUGUUGCCAACUCCACUGCCAAUCUGGUGAAGGAGAUCAAAGCGCUCGACCAGGACUACAGCGACGCGAACCGCGACAGCUGCGCAGCCGCCACUCGGCCGCUGCUCGAGGCGGUCGACUCCCUGUGCACGUUCGCGCGGUCGCCCGAGUUCGCCAGCCAGCCGGCGCGGAUCAGCCUGGCGGCGCGCGCCGCCCAGGAGCCCAUCACGUCCUCGGGCCGGUCCAUCGUGGACGGCUCCUGCGCCAUGGUGGGCGCGGCCAAGUCGCUGGCCGUGAGCCCGCGCGACCCCCCCACCUGGCAGCUGCUGGCCAACCACAGCAAGUGCGUGUCCGACUCCAUCAAGAAGCUCGUCUCCUCGAUCAGGGACAAGGCGCCGGGGCAGAAGGAGUGCGACGAGGCGAUAGAGAAGCUGAGCGCGAAGAUACGCGAGCUGGACCAGGCGUCGCUGGCCGCCGUGUCUCAGAGCCUGCCCCAGCGGCGCGACAACACGCUGCAGGGCUUCACCGACCAGAUGGAGAGCUCGGCCAACGAGAUCCUGGAGAAGGUCGAGCCGGUUCGCCACGCCGGCAAGUACGAGGCCGAGAACCUGGGCCAUGCCGUCAGUCAGUUGAUCCAGUAUUUCGAGCCGCUGGUGAACGGGACCAUCGGAGCAGCGUGCAACAUGGUGCACUCGAAGCAGCAGAUGGUACUGUUGGACCAGACGAAGACAGUCGCGGAGUGUGCCCUGCAGUUGGUCUACACCGCCAAGGAGGGCGGUGGAAAUCCCAAGGCCGUGAGCUUCCACCCGGAGAUCGACGACGCGGGGGACGCGACGCGGGACGCCCUCCACGACCUGGGCAAGACCUUGGAGCACCUGGCCACGCAGGCGGGCGUGGUGACGGGCGUGCUGGACGCCAUCACCCGCGCCAUGGCGCGUCUGUCCGACAACCGCACGUCCGCUGCCGUCGCCGGCGAGCACAGCUUCGUCGACUACCAGACCAGGAUGGUGAGCGCGGCCAAGGAGGUGGCCCGCGUCGCCCAGGAGAUGGUGACCAAGUCCGGCACGGACGCGGCCCGCCUGGGCCCGCUGUGCGCGGAGCUGUCCCACGGCUACGGCCAGCUGGCGCACGACGCCGUCGGCGCGGCCGCCGCCACCUCCAACGCGGACGUGUCGGCCAGGAUCCGCGCCGGCGUCCAGGACCUGGGGCGGGCCUGCCUGGACCUCGUCAGGUCGGGCGGCACCUGCCAGAUGGCGCCCCAGGGCGACACGUACGCCCAGAGGGACGUCUCCGAGAGCUCCCGCGUCGUGUCCGAGAAGGUGUCCCAGGUGCUGGCAGCACUGCAGGCCGGGUCCCGGGGAACGCAGGCGUGCAUCAACGCGGCCAGCACCGUGUCGGGCAUCAUCGGGGACCUGGACACCACCAUCAUGUUCGCCACAGCUGGCACCUUGCACGCGGAGAACGAGGACGAGUCGUUCGCCGACCACCGGGAGAACAUCCUCAAGACGGCCAAGGCGCUGGUGGAAGACACCAAGACGCUCGUUGCCGGUGCUGCUUCGUCUCAGGAGCAACUAGCCGUGGCAGCUCAGAACGCUGUGUCAACGAUUGUCCAAUUGGCAGAGGUUGUCAAGUUCGGGGCUGCUUCACUUGGCUCCAACAAUCCUGAGGCUCAGGUGAUGCUGAUAAAUGCAGUGAAGGAUGUGGCGUCAGCCUUGGGUGACCUGAUUCAAGCCACCAAGGCAGCCUCAGGCAAAAGCAUCAAUGACCCGUCCAUGAAUCAUUUGAAAGACUCUGCCAAGGUGAUGGUGACCAACGUGACGUCACUGCUGAAGACGGUGAAGGCGGUGGAGGACGAACACACGAGGGGCACCCGUGCCCUGGAGGCAACCAUCGAGGCCAUUGCCCAGGAGAUCAGGGCCCUGAACUCGCCCGAGCAGCAGAAGAGCAGCGCCACUCCCGAGGACCUGGUGCGGUCCACCAAGGCCAUCACGGUGGCGACGGGCAAGGCCGUGGCGGCCGGCAACAGCUGCAAGCAGGACGACGUCAUCGUGGCGGCCAACAUGGGCCGCAAGGCCAUCUCCGACAUGCUCACCGUCUGCAAGGGCACGGCGAACAACGCGGAGAGCGAGGAGCUGCGGUCGCGAGCGCUCCGCGCGGGCCACGACGUGGCGGUGCAGUACCGCGAGCUGCUGCAGACGAUCCUGCACGUGCUAAGCCGGCCCGGCGGCGCGGGCGACGCCAAGCAGUCCCUCGCGCCCAUCUCGCGCCGCAUCGCCCAGUGCGUCACGGAGCUCGUGUCCUCCGCGGAGCUCCUCAAAGGUACCAACUGGGUGGAUCCGGAUGAUCCCACAGUCAUAGCCGAGAAUGAGCUGCUCGGAGCUGCCGCGUCAAUCGACGCCGCCGCCAAGAAGUUGGCAAGUCUGCGUCCGCGCAGAUCGGUGCAGGAGGCAGAUGAAAACUUAAACUUUGACGAAAUGAUACUGGAAGCAGCCAAAUCCAUCGCUGCAGCCAACUCGGCUCUGGUGAAAGCUGCGUCAGCCGCACAGCGAGAACUGAUUGACAGUGGAAAGGUGAGUCGCCGCCCGCUCACGAGCUCCGACGACGGCCAGUGGUCGGAGGGGCUGAUCUCGGCGGCGCGGCUGGUCGCCGUGGCGACCCACAGCCUGGUGGAGUCGGCCAACGCGCUGGUGCAAGGCGUGCAGUCGGAGGAGAAGCUCAUCUCCAGCGCGAAGCAGGUGGCUUCGUCCACGGCCCAACUGCUCGUCGCCUGCAAGGUCAAGGCCGACCCCGACAGCGAGAGCACCAAGAGGCUGCAGGCGGCGGGCAACGCGGUGAAGCGCGCCACGGACAACCUGGUGCGGGCGGCUCAGCAGGCCAUGCAGCAGGAGGAGGAGCGCAGCCUGGUGCUCAACAGGCGCAUGGUGGGCGGCAUCGCGCAGGAGAUCAACGCCCGCUCCGAGGUGCUGCGCAUCGAGCGCCAGCUGGAGGAGGCGCGCGGCCGCCUCACCGCCAUCCGCCAGGCCAAGUACAAGCUCAAGGGCGGGGAGACGUCGCCGUCGGACGGCGAGACCGACGGCUACGGCAGCGGCUACGAGUCCUUCACCACCCGGUACGAAACACGCUCGUUCGAGAACAGCUCGAGCCAGAAGACGCCUGACUCGAGCUUCGCCCAGCAGAAACAGCCGCAGCAGCACAUGUCCACGCCGUACCCGGGACCCGGCGUGUCUUCCCCGGAGAAGGUGUACGCGAGCCUCACGAAGGUCGAGAAGGCGUACAACAGCAUACAGGGUAUCCUCGACGAGGCUCAGUCCAACGGCAACGGGCCCGGUGCAAGGCUGUCGGCGGGGGGCAGGAGUCCGAAUGCCCCCACGCAAGACACCCCCAAGACGUACACCGUCGAUACCCCCAAGACGUACACUGUCGAUACCCCCAAGACGUACACCGUCGAUACCCCCAAGACGUACACCGUCAGCGCGACGAGGAAGAUCACGCCGUUCCCCCAGGACUCGACGGGCUACUCAUCCAGCACCACCACCUUCGCCAACGACGUGACGUCCACCAACGACUUUGCCGACUCGAGCAUCAUCAGCCGGGUCGACGGCGACUCGGGCUACAGCCUGGAGCAGAGGAUGCUGAACCAGUCGAUGACCCAGCGCACGGUGGAGAAGAAGACCGUGACGACCACGUCUUCCACCACAUCCGCGAAGCGCACGUACCGGCUGGGGCAGAGCUAAGACUCCCCGGCACGUCGUCUCGUCUACGAGAACCACGGGAUGGGAGAGGCGUUGCGAUGAGACCGGUCGCUGGCCACCGUACAAGUUUCUGGCGAGAUGAAAAUAACAUUUCUGUUCAUAGAAAUUGGGAAAAAAAAUUAUCUUGGGGUGCUCUUGCGAGAUGUUGAUACCAUUUUGUUUCUUCCAGGCUUGGAAGUGCUGAUCACCAAUAUUAUUAUUUUUUAUGAUGUUUUUGCGUCAGAUUAUUGAGCAUCUCUCUUGCCUUUGAAUUAAUCUGGAAGAAAAUGUUGUUUUCAUACCUUUGUAAAAAAUUUAAUGCAGUUUUUAUUGAUUGUGCUGAAUCACUUUUUAAUGACUGUGUUGGUCUUUCUAUGAAAUAUAUGCUCUCCCACCCCCCCUCCCCCCGCUUAAAAUAGGUCGACCAUAGGGAAUCUAGUUUCUUAAACUCAGUUCCAUCCAAAAAUUUUAUGUAGUCUAAUCAGCUGGUGCAUGCGACUGUCAGAAGUGUUUGUAAUGCUUUAUGUGAUGUUUUUUGUAUGCUCUAAGAUAAUAUAUUUUUUAAUCAUUUUCAUUAACGUUUACAAUAAUUUCAGUAAAAUAUAGUAUCUCUAUAUAGUGAAACAUAAUUAAAAAGUUAGUACCUUACUAUAAAUGAUUUCAUUAUAAAUUAUUUUGUUAUUAAGUACCAAAAAUGUGGGUUUUCUUUAACUUAGCAAAUGUGUUAGUAAAGAUGUUAAAAAGUAUAAGUGGUGCUCUUAAUGCUAAAAAAGUCAGACUAUUUUUCAAUCUGUGAGGUUUGUAAUUACACCAUUUUGUCACAUACACAGUGCACAAGCCUUGUCUUAAUGAAACAUAGGCUGCGGGUUUGAGGAGGGUGAGCUAGGUCCUUCUUCCUACCAAGGGGACUUAUGGACACAUAAUAUGUAAACGGAAUAACAUCAGCAUUUGUAUUCCUAACAUGAUCACACCAUACCGACAUCAAUAACCACAUCCUUUACUUGAUAAGUACAGGAUUACAUGGCAUAAUGUUCCCAUGGUACUGGUAUAUAUGCAGCAAAGUUGAAAUUAGUAUGGUUAUUGUGUCCUCAACUUUGGCUACACUGCUGUGUGAGGCAAAUACUAAAUGGCACAUUGUGGCAAGUUUUGGUUGUAAUAGUAAUGUUAAAGCUCUUUGAAAAACUGUUGAGUAUGUAUUCUGUUAUAUAGGGAGGUGUAUGCAAGUGCGUUAAAUUAUUUAUGUCUCUGGGAAGGUGAUUUAUUAAACUUUGGCCUGCACAGCUGUCUGCAGAAUAGCAGUUCGCUUCAGUUUGAUGAGGGAGUUAUUUUCUGCAUACAGCAUGUAAAAUCUUUGUUGCAAAUAAUAGUUGGUUUUGGCAAAAAUACAGCCUCAUGUUGGUUGUUAAUUGGUGGCAAGUGUAAACAAAAGAGAGACCAUGCCAUUAUGGAAUAACGUAUUUGUUAUGAUGUAUUUUUCAAUGGUUAUUGGAAUAAGAUUUAUUCUUCCCCAGAUGUCAGCCCUAAGUAAAUAUCAUACUGAAAACUCAUGAACAAAAUCAUUAAACGAGAUACUAAAUAUGGGACUAUUAUGUGUGGAAUAUAAGUAUACAUAUGUAAAAGAAAACAGGAUAUAUGACUGUAUCACCUUUUAAUGUCUAGUUGUAGGAAGUUUCCCAAUCUUCGAACAACAGAGUGAGUUUGGAGCUAGCAUUAUAUUGUCUUGUAUAAUUGUUAAAUCUUAGUGUAAUGGGUUUUUUUCCUGGAAAGAAAGCGAUGGCUUUAAUAGGAAUGAUUCUUAAACUGGUAAAAUGCAGCAUUAUAGACAAUCAGUAACUAGUAAUUUUGCUGUCAGCAGGCAUGCAUUGUUUUAAUAUAUAGUAUUAAAAGAUUUUAUCGACGUGUAAAAGGAUCGGUGUUUGUUUAUUCAGUAGAACCAUUUUUUAAGUCACGGUCUGUCUUAAGUGUGUAUUCUCCUGCAUCUUGCACCACUAUUCUAUGGCUUCAAUGUUGUUAUAGAAUUAAUUCACCCCCUCCUUGUUUACUUUUUUUUUUUUUCCAUUUUUCCCUUUUCUGUUUAUUAAAUUGUUUUUUCAUGUUUGCAUAUGUAAUUUGUUCUACUUGAACUAUGGGAGAAAUUUGAUUCAUUGGAACUUAAUAUGAACUGUUAAAUAAUCUUUAAAAGUCAGAAUUGUUGAUACCUAAAUGAAAAGUAAUGACCCAGAAAAAUAACGAAAAAAUAUUAAACUCUAUUAAACAGUGGGAAAUGUUUUUUUAAUUCAUGUUAAAUAUGUUUUCAAGCAUGUUUGACUUGCGAAUCAUUCACAAAUUUCUUUUUAAAUGAUUUUAUUCACGAUUUUGUAUCUAUUCAUGAAUAUCCACAAAUGUUUAGUUAUAUUAUAUUUUCUUUAAUCAUUAAAUAGAUAGGCAUGAACGUGCAAUAACUACCUAUGUUAUGUUGAACCUUAGUUAUGAUACAUAGUACUCCAAAUUAUGGUACAUAAUGGCAGAAAAUUAUUACCAUAGCACAAUUAGCAUUCGGAAAGUAAAAUAUAUCACUUGCUCACAGUCUUUUUAUCUUAUAGAAACCAAUUAUACACAUUAAAACCUGUUAGAUAAUGAACGAGAAAUUUUUUAAGGGGAUGAAAAUUAACGCCCAUUUAUGGUGUAUGGUAGAAGCAGUCUUCAAGCAGGAAGGAAAACUAACCAAGUACAUAACUUGGAGGUCCUUGCCUAUUGAGCAAUCAAAACAAAAACUUCCUUUGUUCUGCCCACUCGUCCUCACUCUAAAAGCCUUCAAUGGCAUGGGAAGGUCAAAGUUGAUAUCCAUUAUCCAUUACCUGUACCUUAAACCAUCUUUCUCGUUCCUCCAGCGCUGGGUAGAGUUUUUUCAUCUCUCCCACCCAUUAUACAAUAAAUAGGACGUGUUUUCCUUCAUAUGUCCUUGAUAUGCAUGCCAGCUUCACCGAGGUGGUGGGGGUAGGUUUUGCAAGACAGAGUCCUUUCAUUAUUUCAUGAAUAAAUUAGCUUCUCUGGAAAUAUUUUAUUGUAAGUAGAAUAUGAAUGGUAUUAAUCUAUUUAUUAUUUCAAUGAUGUAUAAAUUUACGCAGCCCUUGAUUUGGUAUGCAUGUCUUUUUAACUUAAGAAAUGAAGUUUUUUACUCAAGGAUUUUUCUAAUUUUACCUAACAAUUUCAAGACUUGCUACUCAAGAAAUUUCCAUGUCUCUAAUGAUAAAAGUUAUUUUUUUCUUAUAUUAUCACAUAGUCAUUGAGGUAAAUAGCUUAAGUUAGGUUACUUUGUUUGACCAGCAACUUGUUACUAGUAUAUUAUAUAUUUUUUUAUUCCUUGUGAAUUUUAAAUGAAAUAAUGACGUGACGAGAUAAAAAAUUAUUUUAUGAUAGAGUAAAACAAUGAUCGGAGAAAUCUCUUGUGUGUUUUGUGGAGUGAGGAAAAGUAGAUACAUGAUCAUAGUGUCCUGGACGGAUAAGCUCGUUCGGUGAGUUUGAGAUUUGCAUCUUCGCGAAAGCUAAACAUAUCAUUGUAGGGUAUUGUCAACUUUCGUGUAACAUCGCAUAUUACAUAUAUGUAUUAAUUUUGGCCAUAAAAAAUAAUUUUCAAACUGUCUGUUAAUUAUUUAGGGCUUUGCUAGUUAAAAGAACAUUCGUUUAUUUAGUCAUUUGAAACAAACAAAUUUUAUAAUCAUGAUACUCAACUGAUGUAAUGUUUUUGUACUUGUUUGAAGAUGUUCACAACUCUGCACAUUGUAAUGUAAAUGCUGUGAAUUAUGUGCACUACUGAAAGCUUCUUCUAAAUGCGUAAUUCUAACUUCUCAAAACAGACAGCAACACUCAUUGAAGGAUGUCGUGUUUGCAAAGAAAGUUCUUUGUGGCAAAAAAAAAAUUGUAUUUCUUUAAGGGCUAUUUUUUUUUUUUUUUAAUUUUGCAAACAGUAUAAUGUUUUAAGUGCUGAACAUGAUUUCUUUAAUAUCGGUAAUUUACAGACACCUUAAAUCAAUCAGUAUUUGUUGAAAAUGUAACUGUAUAUGCUCUAUUCUGCCCCACACAGUCUAGUUGUUCCAUAUUAACUUAAUGUACUGGUUAAGUGUUUUAUUGCCUAUGAAACUUCAUGCCUUCCACUAGAAUACAAUCAUAUCUCUUAGUGUUUAAUAUGCAUGUAAGAGAUCAGAUCAUAAACGUUGACUAAGUAUUUAGGUAGUUGAAGUUCUCUGUUUUACCUUUUAAAAAAGAAUUUUAAGGAUUAAUCGUACAAUAAUGCUGUGUGUGUUAUGAAGAAUUAUCUGUGUCUUACAGGUUUCUAAAGACCUACUUUGAAACUUUUGAAGCCUUAUUAGUGUAAACAGUCCAUCAGGGUAAUAAUUACAAACCUAAUGAUAUUUGCGGAUGUAUGUGGCAUUGGCUUGUCUAAGCAUUAGUACUUCAUAUUUAAUGGAAUUACUAAUUGAAACAAAUUUACAUUACUUGCUGGCUAUUUUAUAGGCUUUUUGUUGUUCAACAUAGUUUUGUUGCCAUUUUGUUAUGUAUAGUAGUAAAAUAAUUGUCAGUUGUGUUUUGUGAUCUGCAGUGACAUAAAAAUGUUUAGAUUAAUAUUAGUAGAUUUGAAAGAUUAGUUAUUCAUGUUCAUAAAAUAUACAACUAUAUUAUCCUGUGCUGUAUUUCGAGCUCAUCAGUGAAUAGUUGUUAUUGCAUUACUUUAUGACAAUGUUGUUUGAAUGUGUAAUUUUUAACAACCAAUUAUUGUUUUUACAGUUUUUGUAUUUAAUAUUAUGUUCAUUUUAAGGUUUUAUAUUGCUAGUAUUUCAUCUAAGAAGCAACAUAUCAUUAUUUAUUUGUAUAUUUCUUUUUUAAUGACUAUUGUGCUUGGCUUUUUUUUACUAGAUUUAUUUUUUCAGGGUUAGACUGUAUUUUUACUAUAAGCUGUCAAGGCACAUUAUCUUAUUUUUACAUAGUAUUCACAAGUCUUGUAUUCACAAUACUUGUACGUGCUGUAUUUAUUCAAGUCUAAAAUGCUCUCCAGUUAAUUUACUCAAAAUAUUCAUUUGUGAAUGGCAUAUUGGAAAAUCUUACAUACCUAGAUAAAUUAUAAAGACAUUCCAAAAUUAGGAAAAAUAAUACUGAAUGCCAGUACUAACAUGUCGCAGGCACAACCAGUAUUCUGAUACAUAUUUAUCUUCUUUUUUUUUUUUUAAUUUAUGAAGAAUGAAUGAAUGAUUUUUGCAUUGGCUCUUAAGCCUAGUAGUAUACUUUUUAGUAAUUUAUGCAUAUGUAAAGUGGUCAUUGCUGCAUUCUACAGGAAAAUUCUCUCUGACUGCUUUCAUUCACUUCUGCUGAUGUAACACUAAGCUACUAUUAUUAUGCUAGUAAGAAUUGACUAAUAUAACUAUUUCAUUGGAAAACAUUAAAAUUUUAAAAAUAAGAUUGAGUAGUGGAACCCAAUUACUAAAAAUCUGUUUUUAGAUCUUAAAUAUUAGUGUAUUUAAAGCAGUAGCACUAACUGUUUUAAUUAUUCCGGUUGUCUUUCAAACUUAUUUUUUUUUAUAUAUUUGUAUGGUAGUCUUGUCUCGCUACUUAUUGCAAAAAGUUCUAAAUAAUAUGUCAUAAACUUAAUUGACUAUUUUUCCUCAUAAUACUUUAGCUGUUGGAAAUGCAGAAAAAGCAGUGUCGUAAAGGAAGGCCUUAAUAAUAAAGAUGUAGAGAAAAUAUUUUGAAAUGUUCAUACAUAGUGAAUGAUGUUAUUGCUAGUGAGAAUUAUUAAUUAUUAUAUCAUUAUUUAAAUAUUUUUGCCUUCAGUCAGCAGCAAGUCUGAUCUUACAUUGAGGCAGUAAGUUAGGCAGAAUUUUUAAUAAAUUAUUUUCAUUCAUAAAGAACUUUUAAAAAUAUGUUCCUUCUCCACCCAGUCCUGAUUCCAGAAUAUAUAAUUUUUUGACAUUACAUUGUUUUGGGAUGUUUCCAAAUUGCAUUAAUACUUGAGUUUAGCUGCAGUUUACCUGAAGAAAGUUAAACUUAGCAUAAGGGCAUUGGCAAAAAUUUGUUUCCAGCCUCAGUUGAACUGAGUUUUCUUGUCAAUGUGCAGCACCAUCAAUUUCAUAAAGAUCUACACUAUUUUCACUGCUUUGAAGUGAGAUGUAUUUUUGAAUUGAGUAAAUACAGUAUAAGUAAAAAAAUUUGGUUACGUGACACCUUUGGGUAUUCCAUUCAUAUAAUCAGUUACAAUUUCUUAUUACUCCCGAGUUCAUUGUUCGGAUGUAUAUAUUUAAUGCAUGAAUCAGUUAAUUUUUAUCUGUAAAUGAUGGUUGACAGUAAAUUUUUAUUAUGUGCCAUUUAUCAUGUAUGAGAAUUUUUUUAGUUAUGUACAAAAUCAUUGAUGAUGGUGUAAUCAUGAAAUUUGUACUUUUUAAAUCAAAAUAUGUUGUGUCAUUUUAGCCACAUGUAAAUAAAUAUGUAAUGAAAUUUUAGGUUCAGGAGCGUAAAGCAAUCCUUGCCUGAUUGAAUCUCUGUUUACAUAUUCCAUCUGUAUACAUUUUGAAGUUAAUGAAUUGUUAAAAAAAAAAAAAAAAAUGUAAUCAGUUCCUUAUGUUCUUGAUGUUCCAAAGUAUAAAUUCACUGUAAAUGUUUUUAACCAUAAUAUUACAAAGACAUGCAAAUGGUCAGUUGCAGAAUCAGAAUGUAAUGAAGUGACCUUAGCACAAGAUGGCACCUAAACAUUGUGGCUUGACAUUUUUAACACUGUAGUGCAAUUAAUAAUUUUUUAAGGUAAAAGGAAAAUAAAUAGAUAGAAAAGCAAUGUAUUCAAAUAUUCAGUAAACAAAAUAAUACUUAUAGCAUGAAAACAGUAAAUAUAUAUAUAUUUUUUCGUUGUUGAGAGCAAUAUCAUGUAUAUUCUAUGAAAUGAUCUAUUUAAAAGUGGGCAUUUUAAGAUAGAAUGAGGCCUUUAUACAGAAAUAAAAAUACUAGUAGAAAAUUGUCUUUGACACUGCAUCUAGUUUUGUGCUGGAUUACAGAGUCUAAUUGUCAAUAGUUUAAAUUUGCAACUAGAUUGUUUUCCAAACAUUUAUGUACAAAAAAGUAUUUUAUGUUGUCAUACCCAAAUUAAUUUAGUUCAAUAUACAUGACUAAAAGUAUAUAUUGUUAACACUGAUAUUAAUGUUACUACUUAAUAGUACACAAAAGAUUUGUGUAUUUGUUUUCAAAUGAAUUACUCGUACAUUUAAGUUAAUCUGUAUUUACAUAGUAAUGAAUUUGUUGUGCUAUAAUCUGGUGAGAAGUUAUAGAAUGUAAGCGUUUGGUUAUAAAGAAUGUAAAGUUGUUAUAUCUUUGUAAUAUUUAAGCAGGUCUGCUUUACUGUAAUGACUAUUAAUACCAUACAAUAAAAUAACGAAACUAUAAA